Molecule: messenger RNA, 6155 nt
Organism: Melanotaenia boesemani (Boeseman's rainbowfish)
Lineage: Eukaryota; Metazoa; Chordata; Actinopteri; Atheriniformes; Melanotaeniidae
Gene: lrrc8aa
Product: leucine rich repeat containing 8 VRAC subunit Aa
Exons: 3
Coding region: 183-2573 (796 amino acids)
Molecular function (GO): protein binding
Source: RefSeq, a predicted model, not a curated record
AGAGCGAGCCAACGUACCCACCGGACUCGUGCCUUUGUGCCGUUUUCUCUUCUUCAGCUGUUAUCCCGAGGCUCCGGCCCGGUGUCAGACCGUUCUCAGUUUCUGAGAACUGUUUGAGAAAUGUGUCACCCGUGUGUGGAGGAGUCGAGAGUCGCCAGCUUUAAUAAAACAGAUAAACCAUCAUGAUUCCCAUCACAGAGCUCCGGUACUUUGCUGACACCCAGCCAGCGUACCGCAUUCUGAAGCCAUGGUGGGACGUUUUCACCGACUACAUCUCAAUCGUCAUGCUGAUGAUUGCAGUGUUCGGUGGGACACUGCAGGUCACGCAGGACAAGAUGAUCUGCCUGCCUUGCAAGUGGGUCGUCAACAUGUCGUGCGAGACCAUGCCUGUCCCAAAUGUGACCACCUCCUAUCCACCGGAACCCAAAGGCAUUCAGUACGACCUUGACCGACAUCAGUAUAACUACGUCGAUGCCGUCUGCUACGAGAACAAACUACACUGGUUUGCCAAAUAUUUCCCGUAUCUGGUGCUACUCCACACCCUAAUUUUUUUGGCCUGCAGCAACUUCUGGUUCAAAUUCCCCCGCACAAGCUCCAAACUGGAACAUUUUGUCUCCAUCCUACUCAAGUGCUUCGACUCCCCAUGGACAACGAGGGCUUUGUCUGAGACCGUGGUGGAGGAGAGCGACCCCAAACCUGUGGGAAAAAUGAACAGUUCAAUGGAUAAGAAGGCCUCAAGUGUGAGUGAGGAUGUUGAGGCUAGCGUGCCCAUGCUCCAGCGAACAAAGUCCAGAAUUGAACAGGGAAUUGUGGAUCGCUCUGAAACUGGAGUUUUAGAUAAAAAAGAAGGGGAGCAGGCCAAAGCCCUUUUUGAAAAAGUAAAGAAGUUCAGGAUCCAUGUGGAGGAAGGUGAUAUAGUGUACCGCCUUUAUAUUCGUCAGACCAUAAUCAAAGUAAUAAAAUUUAUAUUGAUAAUUUGCUACACAGCCUACUAUGUACAAUACAUCAGGUUCAGUGUAGUGUGCCCAGUGAACAUUGAGAAACUGACAGGGUACAACAUGUUUUACUGUGCUCACCCAUUAGCCACUCUUUUCAAAAUUUUAGCCUGUUUCUACAUCAGCUUGGUGGUGGUUUAUGGUCUCAUCUGCAUGUACACGCUCUGUUGGAUGCUCAGACGCUCCCUCAAACGAUACUCCUUUGAAUCGAUCCGUGAGGAAAGCAGUUACAGUGACAUUCCUGACUUAAAGAAUGACUUUGCCUUCAUGCUACACAUGAUAGAUCAGUAUGAUCCUCUCUAUUCCAAACGCUUCGCUGUCUUUCUGUCAGAGGUUAGUGAGAACAAGCUGAGGCAGCUGAAUUUAAACAAUGAGUGGACAUUAGAGAAGCUGAGGCAGCGAAUCACCAAGAACUCUCAGGAUAAGCAGGAGUUACACCUCUUCAUGCUUAGUGGGAUCCCAGACACAGUCUUUGAUCUGAUUGAACUAGAGGUGCUCAAACUGGAGCUUAUCCCAGACGUCACAAUCCCACCAAUCAUUGCUCAGCUUUCCAGCCUGAGGGAGAUGUGGCUCUACCACACACCUGCCAAAAUUGAGGCUCCAGCUCUGGCUUUCUUAAGAGAGAACCUGAAAUCACUCCACAUCAAGUUCACUGAUAUCAAGGAGAUCCCACUGUGGAUCUACAGUCUAAAGAACCUCAGUGAGUUACAUCUAACUGGGAACUUGAGUGCUGAGAACAACCGUUACAUUGUCAUCGAUGGGCUCAGAGAGCUCAAAAGUCUCAAAGUGUUGCGUCUGAAAAGCAACCUGACCAAGCUCCCCCAGGUGGUAACGGAUGUGGGGGUACACCUUCAGAAGCUCUCCAUCAAUAAUGAGGGUACCAAGCUGAUGGUGCUCAACAGCCUGAAGAAAAUGGUCAACCUGACAGAGCUUGAGCUUGUUCGCUGUGAUCUUGAACGGAUUCCACACUCCAUCUUUAGUUUGCACAACCUGCAGGAGAUUGACCUGAAAGACAACAAUCUCAAGACAAUAGAGGAGAUUAUCAGCUUCCAGCACCUGCACCGCCUCGUGUGCCUGAAGCUCUGGUACAACCAGAUCGCCUACAUCCCCAUUCAGAUCGGCACACUCACCAACUUGGAGAGACUGUAUCUGAACAGAAACAAGAUUGAGAAGAUCCCCAGCCAGCUCUUCUUCUGCCGCAAGCUGCGCUUCUUAGACCUGAGUCACAACAAUCUGACCAGCAUCCACCCCGACGUGGGCUUCCUCCAGAACCUGCAGUACUUUGCUGUAACUGCAAACAGAAUCGAGACUUUGCCCCCGGAGCUGUUCCAGUGUAAGAAGCUACGUACUCUGAAUUUGGGGAACAACUGCUUACAGACGCUGCCAUCACGUUUUGGAGAACUCACCGGCCUGACCCAACUUGAGCUUAGAGGGAACCGUCUAGAGUGCCUCCCGGUCGAGCUCGGAGAGUGUCGACUCUUGAAGAGGAGCGGCCUGGUGGUGGAGGAAGAUCUGUUCAGCACGCUGCCAUCAGAAGUCAAAGAGCAGCUUUGGAGGGCUGAUAAGGAGCAAGCUUGAGCAGAGGAAGAAGAUGGAUCAGAGGAACAAACAAGAAGUGCUUUAUUAAAGAAAGAUGCAGCAGUGUUGACCUUGCAGGCAAUGAAAAGUGAAGUUAGGACCAGUAAAAGUAAGAAUGUCAAAGAGGUCCAAAUAUGAAAAGACUACCCCUCAUGCUUGUAAAGGACAAAACUCAUGAUAAGUCUCGGGGAUCAGUGUUGGUUCAGCAACAUGGCUUUUCUGUGUUUUAUUUGCUGCGGGACUAUGAGGAUGCUGGCAGGUGAUGUUGAAUAUGCAUGUCACAGUAGGAUCUUUAAAGCAAAGUUGUUUAUUAGUCAGUUUUGCGCUACUUAAAAGUGCUCACGACCAUUACCUUGCUGUGCACAGGAUACUUGCAAAAGUAAACGACGAUUGCCUGCUUUUCCUCUGGAUUGGAGACUUUUGGAGAAAUUUCUACAUAUGCAUUUAAAGUUGCAGUGCAGUGUGGCUCUCUACAUGGACAGAUGUUUUUGAAAGAAGUACUGCACAACUGCUAGCCAAUCUGUUAAGGCAUGAAGAUUCAUCAGUGUUAUUUUCUUCUGACUUUCUUUACACUCCAGCUGCUUGUAGGCGUCGUUUUAUGCCAACAAAAUUACUUUGGUGAAUAUUAAGAAAGCAUCUCACAGCUCCGGCCUUAACUCAGAAGAUGACGUGUAAGACAAGCUGUCAAGUAUUCAGUGGGAGUAGAUGGGAAUGAACUCUACAGUGCAAUGUCUAAAUACCCUGCAGUUAAAUAAUAACUGCAUGAGGAGCAGUGGAGAAAUCUGCAAUCCUUCUUGGACUCUGUUUUGCAUCACCAAGCAUUAUGUUUACUUCAGUGUGUGACAGGCAUUAGCUUUUUUUAUGACUUAAAGUCACCGUUACAAACACAUCUUAAGGAGUUGUGUAAGGGGAGUGUUUGGAAAAGUAUCAUAUGUGCUUGAAAGGCUCAACAUGUAACACCUUUAUUUUAAGUUUCUGGAACAUAUUGAUGUUAUGAGAAAUAUUAAGUGACCUUUGCUCAUUUCAGAGCUUUCAGAGUACACAUUAAGCUCCCUGCUUACAUAAAGUUAGCGUUCCCUAUUUUGGAGCUACGACACAAAGAGAAAAAAAAUUAUCUCUUUCAUUUUCAAAUAUAAAAGUAAGCAGGCUUUCAGAGGAAGUCGUUCAGUGUUAAGAUGAUGUAUCACUGUACUUUUUAUUUUCUGUGUUUUGAAUUAUGAAGUCUUAGAUGAACCAAUGUGGCACCUCCGAGUGGAUGAACAAAACGUGAAAUAGGAGUCAUUCACUGCCAGUCUGAAAAAGAAGUGUUGACUCAAGUGCUCUGCUGUUCUUGUGUGAGCUCUUGUGUAUUUAUCAAGCUCAGUUUACUCCCGGAAAGAGCCGACAUUUGUCAGAUUAGUUUAUUCCUUUGCAGGGCAAAGGAGGACAAACAGGAAAUUACAGAGUGAAAAGAACUGGUUUCAACCAGCUUCCACAAGGGACACAUUUUUUUAGGCUAGUAAGACUGCAAAAUAAGUGGUAUUCAUGCUCCAAAUGAGUGCAACAUGCUUUGUCUGCUUGAAACACUUUUCUUGUUAAGACCUAGGAUUUAAUAGCAUCAUUUGGAGCAAAUCUGCAAUGUUUACUCCUGCCAGACAUCUCUUGUUGCUAGUAUGGCCUUAGCUUUUACAAGCUAUACCCUUUUAAUGAUCACAAACAUAAUCGGGGCCUUUUUUUUUAUUCUAGUGCUGUAAAAUGUAUAGCUCAAAUAUUUAACAUGCUUGUUGUGCAUUGUGUAGUUUUAUUCUAACCAGCUGGUUCCUUUUGAUUUUUAGCUGAUUUAGGGAGGGCCAUGUAAACAGGUUUGAUCAGAGCAGACUGCAGUGACUUGCUCUGUUAGAUGCCAAAAACAUGUGCAAAUUAAUUUAGGUGGUAUCACAAAGACGUACAUAUACUAACUGGACAGAGAUAGAAGGACAAGCUGCAGCGGAUGAUCGUUUAUAUCGGUGAAAAGUACUUUUAAUAUUGUAAUAUGGGUCAUUGUGGUGGUGCAGUUGACGGUAAGCCUCUCUCCUGCUAACAUGUUUGUACAGUUCACAGCAGUUGUGUGAGGUGUGUUUUGAUUCAUCCAUUUGUUUAAAACCAUUCAAAACUCACCCCUAGUUAUAUGAUCUUUACAUGCUGGUCAUAUCUUACAGUGAUGGAUGGUUACAAGUUUCAUUCUCAUUUCUGAGCAGUUACAAAAUUCUUGGUUGAGCAUUUAUAGUUAAUACUACUCUAUAAGUUUGAUUACCAUUAAAAAUUGACUCACGUAUCAAAAUUAGCUGAGUUUGCUAAAAGUGUAUUUGUACAUAUUGAUCUGGGAGCUUUUCUUGCAGCAGCUCUGUAAUCGGAUCUCAUUCUGUUCUGUGAACAUGUGGAGGACAUGUUUUUUUCCCAGGAGCUGCUUCCGUCAUAUUUCCCGUCCUCCACCGCUAUGACUCAGCUUCCCAGCCCGUCACUUCCCUCUGAGUCAUGCGUUUCACUUCCAGCCUACUCCCUUUCCGCUCAUGUCAGCGUUAGUAGAUCUGUCGAAGGUCUGAGCUGAGGUCACUCAGAUGUUUUGCCAAACCCCAAAAAGAGGAAGCUGUGGUGACACGCUGCUUGGUUACAAGAAAACACAACCCUUUGAAUUUAAUAUUUAUCACAUAAGAAGUGACAUUUUCAUCCGGACAUUUAGCUUUGUUGUUAAAUUGUGCAGAUGUGCUAAAACGUAGAUUUUUUAUUUUUGCUGCCUUUUUAUUAGAAGUGCAAAAUAUCACACAUGGUGUUAUGUAUGUCCUGUGCCUUAAGUAGUUUUAUUUGUGCAAACUAACACUUUUUUCUUUUUCUCCCUUUCUGCAUGUAUUUAGAUUUUAGAGCAGCCUGUGAGUUUUUCUUGGACAUAAUUCAGCAGAACAGUUUUUGACAAUCUUAUUUAAUGGAAGUGGAGGUGAGCCCACUUUCCAGUGUGGGCUUUGUGCUCAUCUGUAAAUACCUGCAAUAGAAAGGAUGUACAUUUCAAGAAAGCCACAUAAAGUUAAUUUCAAUCAUGCAAAAUCUCAGAAUUUGCAGACUAUUGUACAAAAAUAUUUAAUCGCUAAACUGCCGUAAUUGCAUCCAUAUAUAAACAAUUCCUUCCUUUCUCUUUUUGCUUUUUUUUUGCUUUUUUUUUUUUUUUUUUUUUUUGAAGUACACAAUUGUAUUUACUGUGUACAACUAAUUUUGUCUUUGUAUCCUGAUGCCUGUAGAUCUGGGACUAAUGAAAACACUUUCAUGCUUUCCUUUUGGUGUCAUAUCCAUCUCUGUAUCAAGCAUGAGUUUGUUGAUAACUUGUGUGCAGUAUAGCCAUAAUGAAAACCUCCCUUUUAACCUCCAGCAACAAUCUUGUUGAAUAUAAACUUUAAGCUGAAUGGACAGACUUGUGUCAAUCAGUGCUGUCUGUAUCACAUGUAACAAGGCCUUUUUGCCAGGUGAACUGAACACUGGCUUUUUAAGUGUCUGUAACAGUGGAACUCACUGAAUGUUCAGAGUCUACUUUUAUACCAUUCUAACACAUAAUAAAAAUUGACACUUAACACUAAA